AACGAGAAGAGCGGCCAAACCCGCCAAAUACUCGAACUUCGACUACGACGAAGACAGCAGCGUACGACGGCGACCAAGACGCAUCUGGAGCCUGCUGGCCGUGGUGUAAGGUUGGCGAGAGGACGGUCGGCUUGACAUCGCCAACGGCGUCGACUCUGCGAAAGGCAGCCGCACAGCAGUCAAACCUCGUAGACAUCCGGCCUCAGCCGGCUCGCGCCGCAAGCCAUGGACCCCAACCGGACGGAACCCCAACCGCCGGGCGGCGGAGCCCAUUACAACGAGGAGUGGGCUCAUGGCCUGACGGUGCAGUUCGAACAACUACUGCGGACAAAGCGAUUAAAUGAACUCCAGACGCGGUCGCGCCAAGGAUCACCUGCGCCCAGGCACGCCGCGUCGUCGCUCAACCUGCGAGCCGGUUCUGCGCCCGUGUCUGACAGGCCGACAACAUCCCACGAUUCCCAAGCGCCGCCUUCGUAUUCGGUUGCCCGCAACCUUCCCAAAAUCCCAACGCCCCCCGCGCCCGACGACCGCGAGUCCACCAGGUUCAGGAACCUCCUCAUCUCGCUGUCAGCCACCCCGACCAUGUACGAGAACCCGGGCCUGCUCGACGAAGCCCUGCAGGUGAUUCCGCUGGACAGGAUAUACAGCGAGGCCGAGGAGGAGAGCCAAGUGCUUCAAGCCCAAGCAGAGAGCAUGGGCGAUGGGCGCCGGCCGGAAUGGGGCUAUCAAGACUGCGUCAUCCGCGCGUUGCUCAGGUGGUUCAAAAGAUCCUUCUUCACAUGGGUCAACAAUCCCCAGUGCCAGAUAUGCUUCUCGCCGACCAUCGCGCAGGGCAUGACGCAGCCGACGCCCGAAGACAAGGCGUACGGCGCGCUGCGUGUGGAACUCUACCGGUGCUCCAACGCGAGCUGUAGAGCAUACGAGCGCUUCCCCCGGUACAGCGAUGUGUGGCGGCUCCUACAAACACGGCGCGGACGGUGCGGCGAGUGGGCAAACUGCUUCAGCAUGCUCUGCCGGGCGGUCGGCAGCCGCGUGCGUUGGGUGUGGAAUGCCGAAGACCACGUGUGGACCGAGGUCUACUCGGAGCACAACAAGCGGUGGAUCCACGUUGACGCCUGCGAAGAGGCCUUCGACAAUCCCAGGUUGUACACCGAGGGCUGGGGCAAGAAGAUGUCGUACUGCAUCGCAUUCUCGAUCGACGGCGCGACCGACGUAACCAGGCGUUACGUGCGCAAGAUGGAGUACUACAACGAGCGCAACCGUUGCCCAGAAGAGGUCUUGUUAUACAUCAUGCAGGAGAUCAAGCACCUGCGCCGGGCCAACAUGGACAAGGAAGCCCGCUUCCGUCUGGAGAAGGAAGAUUCGAAAGAGGACCAUGAGCUGCGCAGCUACGUCGUCGCCUCACUUGCCGAUUCUGUGACGCAGCUCGUGCCGGCAGCCGACGGCGGUAUUGGGGGCAGUGCUGGCAGACGGGGGGCAUCUUCGUCCGGCGACGAUACCAAGGUCCCCGUGACUUCCGACCUGCCUGGCCGACAGAGUGGCAGUGCGGAGUGGGUGGCUGCCCGCGGAGAGAACGGCAUGCGAAGUCACACGUUCCUGCCUCCUGGUCAGGGCCCGCCUUUCCCCUGAGCUCGAGAUGCAGUCUUUGGCACAUCGGGUUCGGUUCGCCCGACAACCGGGGUCGUCAGUUCGCUAGUAGCAGCUUGCGAGGCCAACCUUGCCAUCACCGUGUC
This is a messenger RNA of Thermothielavioides terrestris NRRL 8126, 1733 nucleotides long. RefSeq lists its product as uncharacterized. Gene Ontology annotation, biological process: protein deglycosylation; glycoprotein catabolic process; protein quality control for misfolded or incompletely synthesized proteins. Bases 226 to 1629 code for a protein of 467 amino acids. Gene Ontology annotation, cellular component: cytosol; nucleus. Gene Ontology annotation, molecular function: peptide-N4-(N-acetyl-beta-glucosaminyl)asparagine amidase activity. The transcript has 2 exons. Lineage: Eukaryota; Fungi; Ascomycota; Sordariomycetes; Sordariales; Chaetomiaceae. The record is from RefSeq and is a predicted model, not a curated record.